Messenger RNA from Scylla paramamosain (green mud crab), 831 nucleotides. Its product is annotated as cuticle protein AMP1A-like. The transcript is spliced from 3 exons. Gene Ontology annotation, cellular component: chitin-based extracellular matrix. The record is from RefSeq and is a predicted model, not a curated record. Gene Ontology annotation, molecular function: structural constituent of chitin-based larval cuticle. Lineage: Eukaryota; Metazoa; Arthropoda; Malacostraca; Decapoda; Portunidae. The coding region runs from base 211 to 639 and encodes 142 amino acids.
GAGAGCCGCCUACCUUGGGGUGUGAUUUGACUGGAUGAAAAUAAAAUGCAGAGGAGUCAGACGAUGGGUGUGAAAGAGGGUGGGGGGAGUGGAGGCCCGCGCGUAACUGGCAGUAUAUAAGGGACGCAAGGAAGUUCCAAUGCAUCAGUCAAGCAGCCUGCUGUCUACUCACACCUCCCUCGCCUCAACCACAACCCCUACAUUACCAACAUGAAAGCCGUCGUGAUGCUGCUGCUGCUCGUCGUGGCAGCGGCCGAAAAGCUCUACGCGCCAUCGCCAAGCGCCCCAGCACCUUCCGUGUCCAUCCUCAAGGACGAGAGAGUCCACCCUGAUGCUGAAGGAAACUACGUCUUCGAUGUCGAGACUGAGGACGGAAUCGUCAGGCAUGAAUCAGGCGGCGUGGGAGGAAGCCAGCAAGGCUUUGUGAGCUACACCGCCCCUGACGGCACUCCGGUCCACAUCAAAUUCGUGGCCGACGAGAAUGGUUACCAGCCAGACUCUGACCUGCUGCCCGUGGCCCCCGCCUUCCCCCACCCCAUCCCCCAGUAUGUGCUGGACCAGAUCGCUAAGGCCGCCGAGGAGGACGCCUCCCGAAGCGUCGAAGUCAGGGAGCCCGCUGCAACCUACUCCCAGCCUUAACUGUGUGCUGUCUUUUUCCUCUUGUCUGGCUGACUGACACGUGAUGACUUGAUAUGCAGUGUGUUUGUUUGUGUGUGUGUGUGUGUGUGUGUGUGUGUGUGUGUGUGUGUGUGUGUGUGUGUAACAUAGUAUUCUGCUUGUUCCUUAUUUAUUUUGGACUGCUGUAAAUUGUAGAAUAAACGCAUGAUUUUC